AUUUGGAUCUCGUGAUCCUGUUUGAAGAUGGCGGCUCCGCCUGACGAGCAGAGUUUAGAGUCCCGUAUCAACAAAGCUACUAACCCUUUAAACCGAGAGACUGACUGGGAGAGUAUUCAACUGUUCUGUGACCAACUCAGCAAUGAACCUGAAGGUCCACAGUUGGCGACCAGACUUUUGGCUCACAAGAUUCAGUCCCCUCAGGAGUGGGAGGCCUUACAGGCGCUCAUGGUUCUAGAAACAUGUGUGAAAAACUGUGGGAAAAGGUUCCAUAAUGAGGUGGGGAAGUUCCGUUUCCUGAACGAGCUUAUCAAAGUGGUCUCCCCUAAGUAUCUUGGUUCUCGAGCCCCCCAGCCAGUGAAGAAAAAAGUUUUAGAAAUGAUGUACAGCUGGAGUGUCAGUUUACCAGAAGAAACAAAGAUAUCUGAUGCUUACCAAAUGCUUAAGAAACAAGGUAUUGUAAAACAGGACCCAGAUCUUCCUGAUGACAAGCCACUCCCCCCUCCACCGCCCAGGGCCAAGAACGCCAUCUUUGAGGAUGAGGAGAAAUCAAAGAUGUUAUCCCGUCUUCUGAAUAGCUCACACCCUGAGGACCUGCGAGCUGCAAACAAACUAAUCAAGGAAAUGGUUCAGGAGGAUCAGAAGCGUAUGGAAAAGGUGUCGAAGAGGGUGAAUGCUAUUCAGGAGGUGAAGGAGAGUGUUGGGCUUCUCACACAGCUCCUGGGAGAUUACAGCAAAGAGACUAGCUCACACAACGAGGAGCUCAUCAAGGAUCUGUACCAGCGCUGUGAGAAGAUGAGACCUACUCUGUUCAGACUGGCCAGUGAUACUGAAGACAACGAUGAAGCUCUCGCGGAGAUCUUGCAGGCAAAUGACAGCCUAACGCAGGUGAUCAACCUGUACAGGCAGCUGGUGACGAGAGAGGAGGUGAACGGAGACACCGACAGCACGGCCAGACUCACAGGCAGCAGUACAGCGCUACUGGACCUGACAGGACUGGACACUUCCUCUACAGCUCAGUGUUUAUCUGAAUUUCCCUCUCAGACGCUGCCGUCACAGGAGCUGAGCCUCAGCCUUCUGGACGAUGAGCUCAUGUCACUGGGCUUGACUGACAUUGAACCUAACAUGGCACCUUCCCAGUCAGACACCACGACGUGGAACACCUUUCAGUCAUCAGAGUCUGUAGACACACCUGUUGCAGCGGUCUCUUCGAUGCUGUUGCCAGUGGGAUGUGCCACCAAGACUCCUGUGACAUCAACUAAAGCCCUAGAUGAGUUAGACAUGUUGGGUAAAACCCUCCUGCUGCAGUCUCUACCCCCUGAGAGUCUUCAGGUCAAAUGGGACAAACUUCAGUCUUGUUCCAAACCCACCCUACGAGACCUUCAGAUCAAGUCUGGAAACAACUCUGCAUCGACCCCUAGCCCCAUGUUGACUUUUGAGCCAGGAGCUCACCUGAAUUCACAGCCUACCGCAGGCGUCACUCCAGCCUCGACCCCCCAGGAUGACAUAUCAUUAGCUAAUGUGACUGUGCCCCUGGAGUCUAUUAAACCUAGUACCUUGUUGCCCGAGACUAUCUUCGAUAAACACAGCCUUCGGGUUUUGUUCCAUUUUGCAAGAGAGUCUCCACCAGCCCGGCCGGAUGUAUUGGUUGUUAUAAUCUCCAUGUUGUCCUCUGCCCCUGUGCCCAUCACAAACAUACGAUUCCAGGCUGCCGUUCCUAAGACUAUGAGAGUGAAGCUCCAACCACCAUCAGGAUCAGAUUUACCUGCCUUCAACCCGUUACUGCCCCCUGCUGCCAUCACACAAGUCCUGCUGUUAGCCAACCCUUACAAGGAGAAUGUGCGGUUGCGAUACAAACUGACAUUUGAUAUAGGAGAAGAAUCACAUGACGAAAGUGGAAAUGUAGAGCAGUUCCCUCCACCAGAGACCUGGGGAACCCUUUAGAGGAACAGACUAAUUUUCUGCUCCCUCUGCUUCCUCAUGGCAGUUCAUAUUGAGAUUUUGUCAAUGGAUCUGGCUUUCGUCUCUCUUUGUCCUCUCAUCUCAAGGCCUCCUCUCGGUGUUUCUUAUGAGAUGAACUGUUUUAAACUCAAAGUUCUUCUAUUUUUUUUUCCUGCUCCAUCUGUGCAAUGUUUUCUAACAUGUCAGGCCUUUUUCUGGGAACUUUAAAUGUUUGUGUGUUUGCUUGUACUUGUUUGAAAUUGAAAAAAGGGGAGUUUUGUGGUCACUAAGAUUACUUGAGAAGCUGUAAUGAGGUUGUAGGACUGAUUCAUUUUCAACACUGAAUGGUUCACUUUCAUAUAUAUAUAUAUUGAUUAAUAAGUUUAUAGCUUAUUUUCCUUGAUCAUCAUAUUUGAGUUUAAUUAUCGAGCUGUAUGUGCUUUUAUUGAUAACACACCAAACAAAAAAGUCCAUUCCUCAACGAGAGCUCCAAAUUAAUCUAUAUUGCAACCCUUCGAUCAUCCAUUAUGAUUUCUGUGUGUAAUACUUUUCAUGAUGAUUUAUUCCAGAAUUCCCAGUGGGAAAAACAUCCACUCUGAAGUGGUUUAAAUCUACCACACAUGCCUGUUCAGAUGUCCUUCAUGCUAGUGUGAAUAACAUGUGUGUUUGGUGCUUGUUUUUAGUUUAGCAGUAAAACAGAAGCAUUUAACACAGUAUUUCUUUAUUAUUUUAUUAGACUUUCUCUGGGGGUUCACAACUUAAUCUUGACUCAAACGUGAAGUACACAGUAAUGAUCACUUGUAUUGUCUGACCUAGAAACUAUUCAUCUUUCACUUGCUUUUCCUAAAUUAUGUUGCAGAGAUCAUUUGGAUAUUUAAUGGUACCUCUGUGAUGAUUUAAGUAUAAUCAGGAUCAUCUACUAAUUAUCUUACAGUAAAACUGAAAUGUGCUCCAAAAGUUGCCUAAACAUAUCUAGUGAGAAAAUGUGGCGCCAUAGAUACUCGUAUGGGUCUGAACCGCUGCAGAUCUAUGAUAGUUAUCCAGUUGCAUCCCAGAUAAAAUCCUUUCAAUUAUUUUCCACCUGACAAACUGUAAAUAAUAUCGGUAUUGCUAUUGUGUACAUUUGCCAAAAACGAAUAUGAAGCGACA
Xyrauchen texanus (razorback sucker) is the source of this 3090-nucleotide messenger RNA. RefSeq names its product golgi-associated, gamma adaptin ear containing, ARF binding protein 1 (gene gga1). NCBI's taxonomy places the organism in Eukaryota, Metazoa, Chordata, Actinopteri, Cypriniformes, Catostomidae. Gene Ontology annotation, cellular component: trans-Golgi network. Bases 28 to 1944 code for a protein of 638 amino acids. The transcript is spliced from 17 exons. Gene Ontology annotation, biological process: vesicle-mediated transport; intracellular protein transport. Gene Ontology annotation, molecular function: small GTPase binding; ubiquitin binding; phosphatidylinositol binding. The record is from RefSeq and is a predicted model, not a curated record.